CAGUCUUCAUUUCUCUCCAGUCUUCACGCUUGGCUCUCACGAGUCAGGACUUCUUUAUUUCAAACUAAAAUGUCAAUACUACUCUUCGUCAAGUAUCCUCCGGUUCCUUCUGUACGGUUCCCACACCCAAAUUCACUCCUCAAAAUCCCCAAAUUCAACCUUUUCAAUAGCAAAAACCCUAGCUUUAAUUACAACUUAAAUCACGCUAAAAUGUCGUCAACUCAGAGAGCCAAUGCGGUUCCUUCCGUGCACAGAGCGGUAGCGGAGGCCAUGAACCUGAUGCAAUCAACGCCUCCCACCUGGCAGUCUGCUUUGCUCAGUAACAUCGUGAUCUUCGUCUUAGGGUCGCCGAUUUUACUUUCUGGUUUGUCUCUCUCCGGAAUUGCUGCCGCGUUUUUGCUCGGUACUCUUACAUGGCGCGCUUUUGGGCCCUCUGGAUUCUUUCUUGUGGCUGCAUACUUCGUUAUCGGUACAGCAGCAACGAAAGUAAAAAUGGCUCAAAAAGAAGCACAGGGAGUCGCUGAAAAGAGGAAAGGAAGAAGAGGACCAGGAAGUGUAAUUGGUUCCAGCACUGCUGGUUGUGUCUGUGCAUUUCUCUCAAUAUAUGGAGUAGGGGGGAAGGCAUUUUAUCGGCUUUGGCAGCUUGGAUUUGUUUCCAGUUUUUGUACAAAGUUAAGCGAUACCGUCUCAAGUGAGAUAGGGAAGGCAUAUGGCAAAACAACGUACCUAGUUACAACAUUUAAGGUAGUUCCACGGGGAACAGAAGGGGCUGUUAGUGUUGAGGGAACUGUUGCUGGAAUUUUAGCGUCGAUUAUUCUUGCCUCAGUUGGUUGUUACAUGGGCCAGAUAAAUGCACCUGAGGCAGUUAUAUGCGUAAUAGCUUCCCAAAUUGCUAAUCUUGGUGAGAGCAUAAUAGGGGCUGCACUUCAAGACAAAGAAGGAUUUCAGUGGCUCAAUAAUGAUGUUGUGAAUAUCAUCAACAUAUCGUUGGGCAGCAUUUUAGCAGUACUGAUUCAGCAAUUUGUUCUCCAAAACUGGCAUACAUAAUUUUCAUGCAGUCACUAGGAAGUGUGUGCCUUACUCCACUGUGCCCUUCAAUUUUCAAUGCUAAAAUUGAAAAGGUCAUAUUCAUACUCACAAAAAUGAAAUAUGCCUGAACACUUACUGCUACCUUUUAAUGUGGUUUGGUACUUAAUUUUUCUAGAAGAAAGAAAUACAUAUGAAUUUUUCUGUUACAUUCAAACGAAGAUCUCCACAAGUUUAGCUAACAUUGAAGGACUUGAAGCAGGAAGGAGCAUAAUUGUAUUGUAGAUCUAAAAUAGUUAUGUUGGGAUGAUAGCAUCCUGUGUAUGGCUUGUAAGAUCCAUUACAUAUUAUGUAUCUACCUGUAGAUUUGUGAUUAAAUGGCAUUUUUAGCCUUAAUUGAAACUUAGUAACUGAGAAUGCUCUCUACAUCUUUUUUAAUUUUCAGAAAUAAAUUAAAUUUAAAACCUA
Mangifera indica (mango) is the source of this 1494-nucleotide messenger RNA. RefSeq names its product protein VTE6, chloroplastic-like. The transcript has 5 exons. Gene Ontology annotation, cellular component: chloroplast inner membrane. Lineage: Eukaryota; Viridiplantae; Streptophyta; Magnoliopsida; Sapindales; Anacardiaceae. The record is from RefSeq and is a predicted model, not a curated record. The coding region runs from base 70 to 1047 and encodes 325 amino acids.